Messenger RNA from Stomoxys calcitrans (stable fly), 777 nucleotides. Its product is annotated as antigen 5 like allergen Cul n 1-like. The record is from RefSeq and is a predicted model, not a curated record. Lineage: Eukaryota; Metazoa; Arthropoda; Insecta; Diptera; Muscidae. The transcript has 3 exons. The coding region runs from base 1 to 777 and encodes 258 amino acids.
AUGUUUACCAAAGGAACACAAAUGUUGCUAAUUUGCUGUUAUGUGGUCAGCUGUGUCCAAGCUUUGGAUUGGUGUGAUCCUGAGCUGUGUCCACAUGGGGAUGAACAUAUAGCAUGUGGCAAUACAGGGGCAUUCCAUGAGAGAUGUGAACCCGAUGUCGAAGUCAUUGAUUUGAGGCCAUACCGCAAGCUAAUCUUACACGAACACAAUAAUCGCCGCAACUUUGUAGCCAGUGGUCUGUUGCCAGGCUAUUAUCCUGCAGCACGUAUGGCCACUUUGAGAUGGGAUGAGGAAUUGGCAUUUUUGGCCGAUUUAAAUGCUCGCACCUGUGUGGUAGAUCAUGAUCAUUGUAGGAACAGCUUUCGCUUUCGUAAUGUGGGACAAAACUUGGUGGGCAUUGCACGUCCCAAAUUUGAAUUUCAAAAUAUAACCGAGAUCCUGCUAAAAGAUAUCUGGCUGUGGUACAGAGAACAUUCGGUGAUCAAUAGCAAUUUUAUAACCAGUUUUAAAGUUGUAGGAGAUUUUGAAAAGUAUGGCCAUUUUGCUGAAUUUGUUUUGGAUCGCAACACCCAUGUCGGCUGUUCCAUGAUACGCUACACCCAUCCCGUUUACACCCAUCUCUACAUCUACAAUUUGGCUUGUGACUAUGCCAGCAUUUACGCCUACAACAUUGCCGUCUAUGAGGCAGGAGAACCCGGUUCCGGCUGUCUCACUGGCACAAAUCCCAAAUACCCCGCUUUAUGUUCCCUGCAAGAGUCGUAUAAUCCCAAUUAUUAA